Messenger RNA from Candidula unifasciata, 709 nucleotides. The record is from the annotation of a GenBank genome assembly. NCBI's taxonomy places the organism in Eukaryota, Metazoa, Mollusca, Gastropoda, Stylommatophora, Geomitridae.
AAAAAGCCAUCCUGAUGAUAUGUCAGACAUCUUGGAAAAUUUUCCAGCAUUUUCAUCCAAGAUUUUUUCUGACAUGCCAGUAUUAAGUAAUAGGAGUGAUUCAGUUAGCCAUGGAGAGAACCAAAAGCAUUGUGAAGAGCAUAUUCAGAAACAGAAUACAAAGUUAUUGGAACUUCAGCAGCAACUGGCAGUAGCUGUCUCUACAGACAAACGUAAAGAUCUGAUGAUAGAACAACUGGACAAGCAACUGGCUAAGGUAGUAGAAGGCUGGAAGAAAAGAGAAACAGAGAAAGAUGAGUUGCUGAAAGCUUUGAGCCAGGAGAAGCAACGCAUGGAGGAAUCCUUGCAGAGCCAGCAGACGAUGAUGAACAAGGUGGAGCAACAACUCUCAUUGACUGCUGAAGAACUGAAAAAAGAGAAGGAGAAAGCUACUGAAAUGAUAAACAAUUUGAAGACUGAGCUGGCUGAAGCUCAGAAAGAGAAAGAACAUGUAGAGGCAACUUUGAAUGCUGAGAGGAAAAAACAUGCAACAGUGAUUUCAGAGUGGGAGGAUCUGAAAGCAUCUAGGGAUCUGGCAGACCAGAGAGCUACCCAGGCUCAAGAAAGAUUAAUACAGGAACAAGAGAAUUGGCUUAAGAAGGAGCAGGAGCUCUUGGGGAAAAUAACUGACAUGCAAGAAGUUAGCCAGAGAACAUUAAACAUGGAAAAG